GGGUACAGGCAGUGGGGUAGGGUGGGAGGAAACAGAGGCGGUGGGGGCAGUGACCUGGGCUCUGCCUGCCCCCACCCCCUUCUGAUGCCUUUGGUCGCCCCUACCAUCAUGGGCAGUGCUUAUCACUGGGAGGCCCGGCGUAGGCAGAUGGCUUUGGACCGGAGGAGGUGGCUGAUGGUCAAGCACCAGCGGCAGCAGCAGGAACAGCAGGAACAGCAGGAACAGGAGGAACAACUGGAACGGCAGGAGCAACAGGAACUGAAGAAACUCCAAGAGGAGAAAGGCCAAUCUGAGAAAAAAAACCAGUGCCCUCGGGGGUCGCGACAGGAGCAGCAGCCACCACCACCACAGAGGCCACCAGGAGCACAACCACAGCCGCAGGCGCCCCCUGCCCAACCGCAGCCUUGCCGACCGCAGGUCCCGGAGCAGACACAGACUCCACGCGCCGGGCCAUCGCAGCCACCGCAGCCGCCGCAGCAAGGUUUCAAGAAGUCAUUCCAGUCAAAUCCAGAUAAAUACGCAGAGCACUCACGAUUCACGGUGAGACAGUGUGAAAGGCGGGUCGACUCUGGUUGCGUGUUCGACGAAUUACAUGCAGCAGUGGUGAUCCAGAGACAGACCCUCAACCCCACUGGCCAUCAGCAAAAAAAACAGAUGACCGCUUUCUCACCCCCUCCCCGCCCCCAGCAUCUCCACUCCAAAAGUCACCCCCUCCUGAUUCACUCUAGAAGAGGCGGCUAGCUGGGCAUAAAAUGUGAUUUCCUCUUGAAAAGAAUCAAUAGAUUGGUCAGCUCUGUGAGAC
Messenger RNA from Mustela erminea (ermine), 802 nucleotides. RefSeq names its product coiled-coil domain containing 200 (gene CCDC200). The transcript is spliced from 4 exons. Bases 85 to 741 code for a protein of 218 amino acids. The record is from RefSeq and is a predicted model, not a curated record. Lineage: Eukaryota; Metazoa; Chordata; Mammalia; Carnivora; Mustelidae.